Staurois parvus is the source of this 327-nucleotide messenger RNA. NCBI's taxonomy places the organism in Eukaryota, Metazoa, Chordata, Amphibia, Anura, Ranidae. The record is from the annotation of a GenBank genome assembly.
AGGGCAGGGGUGUCAAACUGGUGGCCCUCCAGCUGUUGCGAAACUACAAGCCCCAUAAUGGAAGUCGUGCUUGUAACUGUCAAUCUUGCAAUGCCUCAUGGGACUUGUAGUUUGGCAACAGCUGGAGGGCCGCCAGUUUGACACCUAGCCUGUAAACCAGGGACACCAAACUGGCGGCCCUCUAGCUGUUGAGAAACUACAAGUCCCAUCAUGCCUUUGCCUUUGGGAGUUAUGCUUGUAACUGUCAAUCUUGCAAUGCCUCAUGGGACUUGUAGUUUGGCAACAGCUGGAGGGCCACCAGUUUGACACCCGUGCUGUAAACCAUUG